AAAAGUUUUUGAAGCGCAUGUGGACUGGCUGAAGGCUGAAGAAAUAGUAAGAGGGGUAGUCAGCUAAUAUAAAGGAGUAGAUCGGUAAACUUUGGAUCCAUAACAAGUGAAAGAAGAAACAUGAACACAACUGUUCGACAAAAAGAAUGAUCCAGUGCCAUGUCAAUAUCCAUUUGGGCUGGCUCCGAACCUGUGUCUGGUCUGGAAGUUCUUAGUGCUGCUGAGAAGAGAGGAUAUUUUUCUGAACUUCAGAUGCUCCAGGCUGAGGUUUCUUAAUCUGGAUGAAAAUGGCCUCUCUGUGGAAUCGUACAAGUAGCGCAGAAAUUAAGGUGCCUCACACUAGAAUGGAAGAUGAUUCGGCUAUCCAGAAUAUUUACACAUUUGUGAAAAAGCUUGGCCAGGGCAGCUUUGGAGUUGUCUAUGAGACUGUUCAUAAUGAGACUGGAAAAAAAUGGGCAAUCAAGAAAGUAAACCGAGAAAAAGCUGGAAGUUCAGCUGUUUGGUUAUUGGAACGAGAAGUUGGAAUCCUAAAGCGAGUUCAUCAUGAACACAUAAUUCACCUUGAAGAAGUAUUUGAAACCCCAAAGAGGAUGUACCUUGUGACUGAGCUGUGUGAUGGUGGAGAACUGAAAGAAAUUCUACAGAGAAAGAAAUAUUUUACAGAAAAUGAGACCAGACAUAUUAUCUCCAGUUUAGCAGCAGCAAUAGUUUACCUUCACAAAAAAGAUAUUGUGCAUCGGGAUCUAAAAUUAGAGAACAUACUAGUUAAAAAUUAUGACAAUGAUAAUUUAAAUGAGAAUGAAAUACUUCUUAAUAUAAAGGUUACAGACUUUGGUUUAGCAGUGCAGACAGGUGGUGUUGGAAGUGAAAAUAUGCUACAAGCAACAUGUGGAACACCGAUUUAUAUGGCUCCAGAGGUUAUCAAUGCACAUGACUAUAGUCAACAAUGUGAUGUUUGGAGCAUUGGUGUCAUCAUGUAUAUGCUACUGUGUGGCUCACCACCUUUCAUGGCCAGCUCUGAAGAGAAGCUAUUUGAACAGAUAAAAAAAGGAGAUCUGAAUUUUGCUGACCCAAUCUGGAAUGCAAUUAGUGAUGCAGCAAGAAAUGUUAUACGGUGCCUUCUGAAAGUAGAUCCUGCACAUCGCAUAACUGCUAGCGAAUUACUUGAUAAUCCAUGGAUUACUGGCGACACCUCCACAUCAGUAAGGCAUUCAAAUGUGCUGGAGAUGAUGAAACAGUUUAGAAAUGAUCCAGAUGAUGGAGAGUGCGGACAUCUAAAUGAUAGCCUUAAUGGCAUAUCUCUGAACCAGUCUGAAGAUGAUAAUUUACACGCAAAGUAUGAGUCAGAAGAUAGAGCAAGUCCUUUGGACACAGUGGAUACAGAGACUGACAGUGGUAGUAGCAAACCAUCAACUCCUACUAAACAGAAAGCACAGGCUUGUUCUUCGCAAAAUGGGACAGCAAAAAAGAGUGUGGUGAAUACAAAAUCUAGUAGCACUCCUCCAAUGACUAGUAAAGCACCAUCCUUUCUUCAUUCGAAGCGAACAGCCUUACAGGAAAAAGCAGAUUCUCCAAACUCUGGCUCUUCAGCAAGGCAAAGUUCCAGUUCAGUUAAAGAUGUCCGAAAGUCCCCCAUUCCUCUUAGUAAUAGUCCUAAAUUCUCCAAAGUUACUGCCAACUGCAAAACCAGAAAAAAUACCUAAGGAACCUUGGUGAAAAAGUUGUGGAUUGAGUGCCAAAGGAACUCCUUAUUGUAAUAAAUAAUCAGGAUCCUAGUGACAGCCCAACAGGUACCUGUUUUGGUGCACUUUACAUGAUUACACUUAGCCAAAAUCUGAUUUACUUGUUUGGACAUUACAUAUUUAAAAAUGCUCAAUGUAAGCCAUUUUGAUUUUCGGUUUUUGAUGUGGGGGAAAGGGAUGGAGAGGAUGAGUUCUGUUAUAAAUGUAUAUUUCUCUGAAAGGUGUUUUUAGAGUGUUCACAGUAUGUAUAAAAUAUUAAUUUAUUGUUUGACAGACUAUACUUUGGAUUUGUGUGUUUGCUUUUUUCUUUAAAUAGACCAUUCCAAAUAGUCUUGUAUAAUUUAGCUUCAUGAGAAUUUUCUAUAUGUUGACAAAAAACAGGAUAAAAUACUUUUGUUAAAUUUCCAAAUAAUUGUACUCAUUACUAAUUGCAUAUUUUUAAAUGUUUCACAGAUGUGUUUUGAAUAACCAGCAAUGGUGUCAUUCCUUUUGCGUACUGUAAAGUGUAACCCAAUACUGUACGUGCAGUGAACCUUUUUCCAUAUCACUUUGGUCUCUUGUGUUCAAACAGUUGUUUUUUAAUUCUUUAGAAAAUUCUAAACUGAAACAUAUUCAUUUAUAUGCUUCUUUUAACAGAAUCCUUACCAAUUAAUUUGUUUUGGCUUCUGGUAAGGGUUAUGGUGAAACAGCAAAACACCUCCAACGUUUAGUGAAAGUAUGAAAUUCAGUGCUUCGUGUGUUUGAUUGGUAAAGACAUAGUGUUAAACUGAAAACGAGGUAUUUAACCACAUUGUUGUGCACGCUUUAUCACCAAUUUAUGUAGAAAAUGAAGAAGUAUUGUGCAUUGUUAUUUCACAAUGUUCAUUUCUCAAGAUAUUAUAAUGAUAAACCAUAAAUGCAGAGUAUUUAUUAAAAACAGUGGUGUAAUAUACCAUAUUCAUCAGAGGUGUCUGCUUCUCACUGAAAUAGUCACCAAGACGUUUUAAAAGUUUCCUUUUAAUCAUGGCCUUCCUGCCUUUAACUACUACUGUACAAGAAUAAUCUGGUAUGUGAUGUGCUUUAUGUGCAGUAUUUAGGUGCGUUUAGAGAGAGAAAAUAAUAUUUGUAUAAACACAAUUUUUCCAUAUUGUUGACAUGUUUGCUAAAUGAUAAAAAUAAUAAUAAAAGCCUUUUUGUUUAUCUUGACAAACAAGGAAUAUUACCAGUAAAGUCUUAUUUAAAUAAACUAGAGACUGUUUACUUUAAUUUCUUACUACUGACAGCAGGACAUUUCUUAUGAAAUAACAUGAUGCUUGACAUUAAUGGCAUUGCUUUUUAUUGAGCACCAUCAUAAAUAAAAAUGUAUAUAGUACAUAUCACUAAAAUACAGUAUAUGCACUAUAAAAUGCUUUGGCAGUAAAUAGCGACUACAUGAAAGAUGUAGCCAUUUUUCUUAAUCUUUCAACCAGCAGAGUGGUAUCACUGUAUGUUAAUUAACUAAUGUGGUACGUUGUUUUUAUAAAUAAUAUUCAAACUUGUUUUGCAUCAAGUAAUUGUGUCUGAUUUAAUCUAUUAAGGAUGUUUUAAAUUCAGGAUGGAACAAGUUUUUCAUAGUGUUUACAUCACAAUUGCUUCAGUAAACUGUAUUUUUUUCUGAAUCAAAAAUGUACUUUUUCAUUCAA
This is a messenger RNA of Polypterus senegalus (gray bichir), 3403 nucleotides long. It is a transcript of the gene stk33, whose product is annotated as serine/threonine kinase 33. The record is from RefSeq and is a predicted model, not a curated record. The transcript has 14 exons. Bases 282 to 1703 code for a protein of 473 amino acids. Gene Ontology annotation, biological process: protein phosphorylation. Gene Ontology annotation, molecular function: protein kinase activity; ATP binding. Lineage: Eukaryota; Metazoa; Chordata; Cladistia; Polypteriformes; Polypteridae.